Molecule: messenger RNA, 552 nt
Organism: Protopolystoma xenopodis
Lineage: Eukaryota; Metazoa; Platyhelminthes; Monogenea; Polystomatidea; Polystomatidae
Source: the annotation of a GenBank genome assembly
AUGUCUAGCCAGACUUCCUUUGCAACUUCUGGAACUCCGGGGACUGGCCCAAGACGACGACGUCCCACAACUUUGGCUCUCCACAUACCCCGACAGGUAGGCAUGUCUGAUUGCCCUGGCCAAUUACAGAUUCCAGGGACUGGUGGUGCUGCCGUGGUCAUCUCCGGCCAAGGAAACUGUCGCCAGGACUCAGACAAGCUUGAUGUGCCAUCCAUUGAGGCUACUGCCGCUAUACCACUCAGCUCCAGCGCUCCACCAACAGGCCAUUCUAUGGCUAAAUCUGCUCUUGCUGCAGCCGCUGCCAUAGGCGUCGGGGCCACUGCGGCCACAGUUGCUACCACUUCACAAUGCAUUGGCACUCCACUGCCUGCCACCUGCUCUCAACACUUAAUAGUUAACUUUGAGGUGAGUCUUUUAUGGUUGUCGCGUCUUUUGCAUUUGCUUACUUUGAGGACUUAUGUUAUAAGGCCAGAUAAUGGAAGAAGCCAUGUAAAGUUUCCUGCCUUCUCCUCUUGUCAGAAUCGAGAUAGUUGUCAAUUUAUUGUAGAUUAG